Messenger RNA from Egretta garzetta (little egret), 1445 nucleotides. It is a transcript of the gene CRTAP, whose product is annotated as cartilage associated protein. Gene Ontology annotation, molecular function: protein binding; collagen binding. Gene Ontology annotation, biological process: collagen fibril organization; peptidyl-proline hydroxylation to 3-hydroxy-L-proline. NCBI's taxonomy places the organism in Eukaryota, Metazoa, Chordata, Aves, Pelecaniformes, Ardeidae. The transcript has 8 exons. The record is from RefSeq and is a predicted model, not a curated record. Gene Ontology annotation, cellular component: endoplasmic reticulum. Bases 1 to 996 code for a protein of 331 amino acids.
AUGGGUCUCCCGGUGUACAGGCCAGCAGCAGAGGCGCUGGCACUGCAGACUGCGACGCUGGUGGGACAAAAAGGGGGUGGGGGAUGGCCCUACACCCGCUUCCACACAUACAACCAACUUCCACAUUGUGUGCGAGGAGGCUUGAGAAAGAGGAUGGGGCUGCCCGCCUUCCGCCAGGCCCAGCCCGGCCGCGACCUCCUCGAGGACUUCCAGCGCCGCGAGCCCUACAAGUACCUGCAGUUCGCCUACUUCAAGGCUAAUAACCUUCCAAAAGCUAUUGCAGCAGCUCACACGUUUCUUCUGAAGCAUCCAGAUGAUGAAAUGAUGCAAAGAAAUAUGGCCUACUAUAAGAGCAUACCUGAUGCUGAGGAGCAUAUUAAAGACUUGGAGACAAAACCUUAUGAGAAUCUCUUUGUCAGGGCUGUGAGAGCAUACAACGGUGACAAUUGGAGAACAUCCAUCUCAGACAUGGAACUGGCUCUUCCUGAUUUCUUCAAAGCUUACGAUGACUGUACAGCAGCCUGUGAAGGCUCCCGAGAGAUCAAAGAUUUUAAAGACUUCUAUCUCUCCAUUGCAGAUCAUUAUAUUGAAGUCCUUGCAUGCAAAGUGCAGUGUGAGAGUAAUCUGACGCCCAUUAUAGGAGGCUUUGUUGUUGAGAAAUUUGUGGCCACCAUGUACCAUUACUUGCAGUUUGCUUAUUAUAAAUUGAAUGACAUGAAGAAUGCAGCUUCUUGUGCUGCUAGUUACCUUCUGUUUGACCAGAAAGAUGAAGUAAUGAAACAGAACAUGGUCUAUUAUCAGUACCACAAAGACAAAUGGGGACUUACAGAAGAAGAUUUUCAGCCCAGAUCGGAGGCAGUUCGAUACCACAACAUAACCACACUCCAGUUGGAAAUGUAUGAGUUCGCAAAGGAACAUCUGAUGGAUGAUGAUGAGGAUGAAGUUGUGGAAUUCCUUGAUGAGCUGUUAGAAGUAGAGGAGAAGAAGGAAUCCUGAUGAGUGGAAGCGCACCACAAAGUAUUUUACAAAAGUGAAGACUCACCAUUGCUCCUUACUAUUGUUUUUGGUCACCUGUAGUUUCAGUUAGAUAUACCUCAAAGCUGCUCCUUUAAACUCCUCCUUAUGUCACAAGACCCACUCCUGAAAGAUCACUUCCAUGCUGCACUGACCCUUCCGUGAGCGUGGCUUUUCACUGUGCAUUUACAGAAUUGGUGCAUAUGGGUUUUCCUCUUGAGCUUUCUGUCCUUUACAAAAAACACAACAAAGCAGACUAUUUGUAUUUUCUGGGCUGACACUAAGGUUCCUCAUUGCAGUGCUGUUCUACUAUGUUAUAACAGUACGGCUAAAUUCCAAAGAACUUUUGUUGGAUUAUAAACCAUGGAAGACAUAACAGUCCCUCUAGACUUUCUGAGCUAUGUAUUGUGUUAUUUAUAUAUGUCUUUUUC